This is a messenger RNA of Moneuplotes crassus, 2290 nucleotides long. The record is from the annotation of a GenBank genome assembly. NCBI's taxonomy places the organism in Eukaryota, Ciliophora, Spirotrichea, Euplotida, Euplotidae.
CAAAUGCAUCAAACGUUUCACGACACCUCAAAAGGUCAAUACUGUACCCUCCUAAAGAUAAGCUGAAUCCUCACACAAUGGAAGAAUACCUUCUGAAGCUGAGACCUAGACUACACACAAGGCCUCAAGAUCUUGGAUGCCCUACAGGAGUCCUCAGAUUUGUUCUGAAAAUGUCCGGGGGAAGCCUCCUCACUAGUAUUGAAUGGUCAGCAACCCAAAGUGACCAACAAAGAUCUUGUGGAGGAAGAACAAAAAGUUAUGCAGAAGAAAUAUGCAUCUAAUCCUUCGGAGUCGACUGAUAAGGAACUUGAGAUCCUCAAAGAAUGAGAAUAUUCAUUACGUUAUGACCCUGUUGGGAACACAACAAGGACAAGAAGGAUCGUCAUUUGAGAGUUUGAAAGCUGCAAAAAGGAGUUCAUUAAAGCAUGGAAUUUCUUAGACCAUUAUCGCAUGCAUCAAGGAGUUCGCCCCUUUGUCUGAUCAGUCUGUUCCAAGAACUUCACCCAAAAAGGCAACCUCAAAAAGCACAUGAGGCAGCAUAUUAAUAAGAAUGUUAAGGACAGAAAGAUCCAUAAGUGCCACCUGUGACCAAAGUCCUAUACCGAGAGAUACAACUUGAGAUCUCACUAUGAAGUCAAACAUCCAGGUUCCUGAAUGAUAAGCGAAAGUUCAAAAAUGCCUACAAAACCCUAAACCGGUUUAUUUUGUAGGCCAGGAAUAUAGGAUUUAAAUUUCGAUAUACUAAUUCCUUUUAUAAAAUUACAAAACAAUCUAUUGCUUCUAAGCAUUUGGGCCUUAGUGAAGACAAGAUUUGUUAAGCUGAUUUUUGGGUUCAUGGUCUUGGUUAUCAUCGUGGAUUUGAAGAAGAUUUUUUGGGGAUCAGGAAGGACAAGGAAAAUGAGGUUUUGGAGUUUUUCUUUUGGGGUUAUCAUCAAUAGUCUUAGUUUUAACUCUCAAAUACUAUUCGUUAUUUUCAGCUGAAGUCCAUCAAAGUUGUUCAGCAUCCUAUGCAUCUUAUCCUAACCACUGGGAAAUUAUAAUAUUCCUAGAUUAUAAAAGGGUUGGGAUUCAGUUAGCAUAAAAACACUACAAAACUUGUUCGAGAGAUGUCUUUGCUCUCUCAGAGUAUUUUGCAGUUUAUUCAAAUCAAAACUGAAAUUAGCUGACGUUUGCUUUUUAUCUUAUACAUCUUUUAAAGCAAGUCUGAUUUAGUGCAUCAAGCUCGGAAAGUUAUAAUGUUAUUCAUGAGCAAUUGCUUCUCUUGCUGAUUUUACAGUUUACAGGAAAAAUAUUUGCAAACCUGAUAAGAUAUUUUCAUUUUAAUAGGUACUUCUCAAAAUUUCAUAUAAGGCUUAAAUAAUCUUAUGGACCUCUUAGAACACUUUUUAGUACAGCCUUACUUUAGACAUUUAUGAGAACUGAUGGGAAAAGAAACUAAGAUGGCCAAGAGGACACCCAACAUUGCUUUAGUAACCAAAUUUUCUAUUUUUAGCAUCCAGAAAUAUCUAUUUUUAAUACCUAACUGAUCAUAACUUUGUAUGCAAUGAGGAGGUAUAUCCUGUCUUUUUACUAAUUUUGAACUUCAGCCAAAAUUUUGAAAUAUAAAUUUUACAGCAAAAAUGGAGGUCAUAAUUCAGGAUAAAAUUAAGAAUAUCCGUUAUGAUUGUCAUUAUAAUCACUUCGCCAUGAAGCAUAAAGUUAGCCAGUUACAACUUCUGAAUUAUAACUCCAACUAGUUAUACCAGAACUGAAACUGGCGCAUCUGAGACUACCUAACCGCAACAAUUAAGGCUAAAUCACCUCAAAAUCAAUAUGAACACCUCAAAACAACUUUUGUAAAAUCUAAAACUCAUUUUCUCGAAUCUUGGGCAUGAGGGCACUGUUUUUACCGCUCUUUCAUAAUAUGAAGCAAUUUGAUUACCUAUAGCUACCAUACCACCUUAAACCUUUGUGAUAAUAAAACUUAGCCAAAAGAUCCCAAAAAGACCAUCACCCGUCAAAAUUUCAUAAAAACAGGAUAAACCAAUUUAUUUACCACUUCUCUAAUUUUUCCAAUAUUACUACUAUUCCCAAAACUUGAAAAGUAUUCUCCCCUAUACCGAAGCCACCAAUAUUUCGUUCCAGAAAAAUCCUGCCAGCUUCACUCAUAUUUUAUAACAGAAAACUGUGCUGAAAUGCGAACCUGAAUUCUAGAAAUGUUAUCAAAAUGGCAGGAUUCCCAAAAACAGGGUAUCACUAUCAUUUAUAAUACCAAUAAAUAUUAUUUUGUGUGGCCGAAGUCUUUUCAAGG